AUGUUUUCCGUGUUUAAGAAGCUAACGAACAAAAACGAUGGCCCUGCCGUAUCGAUACCGGAGUCCGUCGGGCAGACGAUGUCUGAUUCGCUUAAGAAGCGAUUUUCCCGAGGCGUGCAAUAUAACAUGAAAGUCGUUAUCAAGGGCGAUCGGAAUGUUGGUAAAUCUUGUCUGCUGGAACGGCUGCAGGGAAAAGCCUUCAUCGAGCAGUACACUCCGACCGAGCAAAUACAGGUCGCCAGCAUCCAGUGGUCGUUCAAAGCGACGGACGAUGUCGUUAAGGUAGAAGUGUGGGAUGUGGUAGAUCGUGGAAAAUCGAAACAAAAAAGCACCAACCUGAAGCUUACGACGGCAGGACCUGGUUCUGAACCGGACGUUCCCGUGCUCGAUGCGGAGUUCCUCGACGUGUACAAGGGCACACAUUGUGUCGUGAUGGUGAUGGACAUAACCAAGGCAUGGACGUUCGAUUACGUUUGCCGCGAAUUGCCCAAGGUGCCGACAGACAUUCCGGUACUACUCCUCGGCAAUCACUGUGAUAUGGGCCACCAUCGGGUAAUUAGUGCGGAACAGGUGCACGGCUUCGUCGAGACGGCCAGCCAGGAACGGAAUGCCGAAAUCGUUUACGGCGACAGCUCAAUGCGGAACGGGUUCGGACUGCGAUUAUUGCACAAAUUCUUCGGCAUUCCGUUUCUCUACCUGCAGAAGAGUGCCCUCGAAGCGUCGCUGAGAAAAAAUGCUCAGGAUCUCGACAUCUGCCGGUUGGAGAUCGACGAAUAUCAGAAAUCGGACGAUUCGGACUAUGGUCGCUUCCUGGACAAUCUCAUCAGCAAAAAGAAGGCACGUGAAAACACUACCAACCCGACCCCUACCAGCCCUACCGAUCCGUCCGUGAUUCGACCGACAAAAAGCAUCAUUCUUGGAGGUGGUCAUCCAAUCAUCGUGCCGGAUCGGAAUUCUCAUCUGGCGGUCGCUUCGACGACGGCCAUCAACACAGUCAAGCUCAAUCCACAGCGCCAGUCGGAACAGCCAGCCCGCACUGCGACCAUGGCCACACUGUCGUCCGAUAUGGGGUUCGGAAAGAUCGACAAUGUGGAUGAGUUUUGUCCGGAUGGUGGCGUGUUGGAUAAGUCGUUCCUUGAGGAUACGGUUGACGUAGGUACGGGGCGUCAGUCAUCAUCCUUUUCUCCGGCCGUUGAAAGUGAUGAAGAUGAAGAAGAUCGACACAAUCCGCUCGUGUCCAGGUUUGAUGAUGAAGAUCCUGGUGGAGAGGUAGCGACCGAACCACCGGAAGUGUACGAUAAAUCAUCACCCUCUGUGAAGCGAUCGGUCGCCGGCCUACCGACGGUUAAUCCUGCUCGAAUCGAACCGGAACGUACUAACAGGUACAACGAGGAAGAGAUGGUGGAGGAGGAGACACAGGAGGAAGACGAUAGCGAACGGAAGCUUUCGCUGUUGAGUGUCGAGCUGGAAGUGGGACGAAUUACACCGAGCGUUGAUAAAGGAAAGCUGCACCUUAACUACGAAGGUUGGUCCAUGAUCGACACGAAAGAGCGUCGUUCACCGGAAGGUGGGGAAGAUGUCGUUUCCACCUCAUCCGUGAGCCGGUCCAAGAGUUCGUCGGAGAAAAAGUCCAAGGAUAAAGACAAAAAGCACAAGAAGAAAAAGUCCAGCAAAGACAAGGACGAAGGCGGCGGUGGUCGUAGCAGCAGCGACGGGAAGCAUCACCGAAGCAGCAAACGCAAAAGCCACGUCGAUGAGUUUCUGAAGGAGAUGCAAACGAAUGCGGCCACGUACGAGGACGGUGGCACCGUGGACGAUGCUUAUGAAGCGCUCUGA
Anopheles marshallii is the source of this 1836-nucleotide messenger RNA. RefSeq names its product rab-like protein 6. Bases 1 to 1836 code for a protein of 611 amino acids. The record is from RefSeq and is a predicted model, not a curated record. The transcript has 4 exons. Gene Ontology annotation, cellular component: nucleus; cytosol. NCBI's taxonomy places the organism in Eukaryota, Metazoa, Arthropoda, Insecta, Diptera, Culicidae. Gene Ontology annotation, molecular function: GTPase activity; GTP binding.